Galendromus occidentalis (western predatory mite) is the source of this 348-nucleotide messenger RNA. RefSeq lists its product as uncharacterized. NCBI's taxonomy places the organism in Eukaryota, Metazoa, Arthropoda, Arachnida, Mesostigmata, Phytoseiidae. The record is from RefSeq and is a predicted model, not a curated record. The transcript has a single exon. The annotation marks the transcript as partial.
AUGAAAAAGGCAGGCAAGGCCCUCAAGGUCCUUUUCCCGAGAAUGUUACAUUUGACUUGUACAGCGCACGCGGUGCAUCGAGUAGCCGAAGAAAUCCGGCUCGUCUUCCCCGAUGUUGACGAACUCGUCGCGCACGGCAAGAAGGUUUUCCUUAAAUCCGCUUCCAGAGUCACGAAAUUCCGAGAGAUGGUUCCCAACGUACCCCUGCCACCACAGCCCGUCCUCACAAGGUGGGGCACGUGGGUCAAUGCUGCGAUAUAUUACGCCCAGCAUUUCGAAGCGGUCGCCUCAGUGGUUAAUGCCCUGGACCCGACGGAGGCCGCAAGCAUCGCAGUGAUGCAGGAGUUG